This is a messenger RNA of Octopus sinensis (East Asian common octopus), 1313 nucleotides long. RefSeq lists its product as uncharacterized. The coding region runs from base 235 to 735 and encodes 166 amino acids. The transcript is spliced from 11 exons. Lineage: Eukaryota; Metazoa; Mollusca; Cephalopoda; Octopoda; Octopodidae. The record is from RefSeq and is a predicted model, not a curated record. Gene Ontology annotation, cellular component: cytoplasm.
UAUGCAUGUGUGUGUGAAUGUGUAAGAGUUUUCGUAUGUUUGGGCGUUUUUUUUUUUUUUAACGUCCGGUUCAACCCCCAACAAACACCACCACCACCAGCAACGCGAACACCAUCCAUGCCAGCGUAAAUAUUAGAUCAAUACAUUAUUGUCCAGGCAUUGUUUUUAUAUCCGGACGCUCUUUACGCCGUUAAUCUACAUCUGUCGUGUUUUAAGGGUCCUCAAUACAGAAAGAUGCUUUUCUUGACUUUCCUGUCCCUGCUCCUACUUUCUGAGUGUGAAUCAAUGAGUCCCGGGAAAUAUUCUUCACUUCCAGAAAAGCUGAAGACGAAGGAUAAAGAUGAUAACCAUGGAGGAAUUAAAAUGGGUAUUGUUUCAAAAUUUUGUGAUGAUGGCAAGAUCUCCCUUGAUGUGGAUCUCAAGGAUUCUACCAUUGGUUAUAAGUGCAAACAGGCUAUUAACCAUGUAAAUCAAGUGCCUUUCUACGACAUCUCAUCGGAUGAAGAGGAGGAUCCACCAAUACAUGUUUGCCUGCCGGAAAACAUCACUUAUAACAAAGACAUACCAACAUCUGGUAGUCACCGACCCCUGUGGCCAAAAUAUGGAGAGUAUAUGUACUUGCCACCACAGCGAUGGUUACAUUCACUUGAGCAUGGUGCAGCUGUAUUCUUAUAUCAUCCAUGUGCCAAUAAAGCUAACAUUAGCUAUUUUAAAAGAAUAGCUUUGGUUGCUUAAAGAAGAUUAUUGUGACUCCAUCAAGUAAGGUACCAAAAAGUAGGCCAUUUGUUGUUGUGGUAUACAAGAAGAAGUUGCUGAUGAAUACGGUUCAGGAAGGUGUGAUUACAAACUUUCUAGAGACUAAUAACUGGUCUGUUGCUCCAGAACAUAAUGUGUGGACAGAUGGAUUUUACUCAUUAUACUUGCAAAAAUCUUCUUAUGAUAACACCGUGCUUAAAAAUAGCUACAAGAACAUGUGUUUAGAGAACUUACUGGACAAUUACAAAGACAUGGUUGAGAAUAUUGCACUGACUUAAUUUACAGAAUUUAUCUCAACUAAUACUACUGCUGCUGCUGUUGCCACUACUGCUGCUACUACUUCUGCAGAUAAUAAUAACACUACUAAUUAUUCUUUUCAAAAAUUGUAAUUAUGGUAAUAACAAUAAUAAUAAUGGUAAAGGUUGUCGUGAUGAUUUUUCUUUUUGCCAUCUGGGCACUAUGAUACAGAAACAUUUAAAAGGAAAGAAUAAAGAAAACACUAUCUCAUAACAAAAAUAAUUAUGGUGGUGCUAAUAAAUUAUUUUGAAAAAGCAUAA